This is a messenger RNA of Nicotiana attenuata, 2516 nucleotides long. Its product is annotated as cellulose synthase-like protein E1. The record is from RefSeq and is a predicted model, not a curated record. The transcript is spliced from 8 exons. Gene Ontology annotation, molecular function: mannan synthase activity; cellulose synthase (UDP-forming) activity. Gene Ontology annotation, biological process: cellulose biosynthetic process; plant-type primary cell wall biogenesis. Lineage: Eukaryota; Viridiplantae; Streptophyta; Magnoliopsida; Solanales; Solanaceae. Gene Ontology annotation, cellular component: trans-Golgi network; plasma membrane.
UGAAUUCCUGCAGUAAUCAGUAAAACGUCACUACAAACGCAAUAGUUCUCUUUGUCUUUGUAAGAAACACAAGCACACAGAGAAACUAGGAGUAGUAUAUAUAGAGAAGAAGAGAAUCAUCAAAAUAUCUAGAGAAAGGUAUAUGGGAAAGGCAAAAUAUGAGCCUUUGUUCGAGACCAAGAAGGCAAAGGGCAGGAUAAUAUAUAGGCUAUUUGCCACUUCUUUGCUUUGUGGAAUCAUCUUGAUUUGGACUUACAGAUUAUAUAACAUACCAAAACCAGGCGAAAAUGGCAGAUUGGGUUGGAUUGGAAUGUUUGGUGCUGAACUAUGGUUCGGGUUUUACUGGCUCCUCACUCAAUCUCUUCGUUGGAACAGAACUCUUCGCCACACAUUUAGAGACAGGCUCUUACAAAGGUAUGAGAAUGAGUUGCCAAGAGUAGAUGUAUUUGUGUGCACAGCUGAUCCUGCGAUAGAGCCACCAAUUAUGGUGAUCAAUACAGUUUUAUCAGUCAUGUCUUACAAUUAUCCACCAGAAAAACUUAGUGUUUAUCUCUCAGAUGAUGCUGGCUCUGCGCUUACCUUUUAUGCAUUGCUAGAGGCUUCUCGCUUCUCAAAGCAUUGGCUUCCCUAUUGUAAGAAUUUCAAUAUUGAGCCAAGAUCCCCAGCUGCCUAUUUUACGUCUUUGUCUGCAUCUGCUCAAUCUGAUGCACAUUUUUCCGAAAUAAAGAGAUUAUAUGACGACAUGGCAAACAGAAUUGAAGUUGUAUGCAGAGCUGGAGUAAUUCCAGAUAAAGAAAAAUUAGAGCAUACAGGAUUUUCCAAAUGGGAUUCAUAUUCAUCCAAGGGAAACCAUGCUUCCAUCUUGCAGAUACUAAGUGACAGCAGAGAUGAAGAGACAAAGGACGUUGACGGAGUAAUACUGCCAACUUUGGUCUACUUGGCUCGGGAGAAGCGUCCCCAGCACUUCCAUAAUUUCAAAGCUGGGGCGAUGAAUGCAUUGAUCAGGGUGUCCUCAGAGAUCAGCAAUGGGCCAAUAAUUCUAAAUGUAGAUUGUGAUAUGUACUCAAACAACUCAAACUCAAUUCAAGAUACUCUUUGCUUCUUUAUGGAUGAAGAAAAAAGUCAUGAAAUUGCAUUUGUGCAGUUUCCACAAUCUUUCGAAAAUACCACUAAAAAUGAACUUUAUGGUUCUCUAAGAGUAAUCGAUGGGGUGGAAUUCCAUGGUAUGGAUGGUAAUGGAGGCCCUCUGUAUACUGGAACUGGCUGCUUUCAUAGGAGAGACACCCUUUGUGGUAGAGAGUUUAGCAAGGAUGCUCAGAUUGAUUUGAAGAGUGCACGUCCUGGAAAAAUGGAAGAAAAUGUGCACGAGUUGGAAGAAAGACUAGAAAUAUUAGCAAGUUGCACGUAUGAGGAAAAUACUCAAUGGGGAAACGAGAUUGGUUUGAAGUACGGGUGCCCAGUUGAAGAUGUAUUGACCGGGUUGACAAUUCAGUGCAAAGGUUGGAAAUCUGUUUAUUAUAAACCAGAAAGGAAGGGAUUUUUAGGGGUUACUGCAACUACUUUGGAUCAGACAUUAGUGCAGCAUAAGAGAUGGUCCGAGGGCGAUCUAAUGAUUCUGUUUUCAAAGUACAGCCCAGCUUGGUAUGGACUCGGAAAGCUCAAUCCUGGCCUUCUGUUGGGGUAUCUCACUUACUGCCUCUGGUCUCCUAAUUGUGUUGCGACACUCUACUACUCCAUCGUCCCUUCCCUUUAUCUACUCAAAGGAAUUUCCUUGUUUCCAUAGGUUUCCAGCAAAUGGUUUUUGCCAUUUGCUUAUGUGAUAAUCGCGGAACUAAUAUGCAGUUCUGCUGAAUUUCUGUGGAGUGGUGGAACGAUUUUGGGAUGGUGGAAUGAACUAAGAAUGUGGCUUUAUAAGAGAACAAGCUCUUACAUAUUUGCCUUUCUUGAUGUCAUGUUGAAGUUAUUUGGUUCUUCUAAUUCAACAUUCAUUGUCACUCCAAAAGUCUCUGAUGAGGAUGUUUUGUUGAGAUACAAGCAAGAAAAAAUGGAAUUUGGAAAUGCUUCACCUAUGCUUACCAUUUUGUCAACAUUGGCAAUGCUCAAUCUUUUAUGCCUUGUGGGAUUAGUGAAAGAAGUGAUCAUAACCAGAGAAGUGGGAUUGAAAUAUGCAUUUGAUACUAUGGCUUUGCAAAUUUUGUUGUGUGGGUUUCUGGUAUUGAUUAACUUGCCUUUAUACAAUGGUCUCUUCUUUAGGCAAGACAAGGGCAAAAUUCCUAGCUCCACUCUAGUUCAGUCAGUUAUUUUUGCACUUUCAUGUGUUGCAUAUGUGUAUUACUAGUACAGUACCUUUUGGAUCUUUGUAGCAACAAUAUUCUCUAAUUAUGGAAUCAUGAGAUAAAAUGUUCCCGUUUUAUUUAGCAGAAAAGAAGGAAAAACAAAUGAGAAAAGAAACAAAACAAAAAACAAAAGGAUUGGAUGUUUUGUCAUUUAUAUGCCAGGCAAGAUGUUUUUUGUUC